Messenger RNA from Lemur catta (Ring-tailed lemur), 3473 nucleotides. It is a transcript of the gene ADGRD1, whose product is annotated as adhesion G protein-coupled receptor D1. Gene Ontology annotation, molecular function: G protein-coupled receptor activity. Gene Ontology annotation, biological process: adenylate cyclase-activating G protein-coupled receptor signaling pathway; cell surface receptor signaling pathway. NCBI's taxonomy places the organism in Eukaryota, Metazoa, Chordata, Mammalia, Primates, Lemuridae. Gene Ontology annotation, cellular component: membrane. The transcript has 27 exons. The coding region runs from base 651 to 3371 and encodes 906 amino acids. The record is from RefSeq and is a predicted model, not a curated record.
CUUUUGCAGACAAGGAAUUUGCCAGCGAGAGAGACGCGGGGAUUUGCCUGAGAGCGCGGCCCGUGCGUGUCGGGCAGUUCACAGACAGGGCGCGGAGCCUCGUAAACUCCAGCCAGGCCGGGAGGAGUUAGCGGGCGGCCCGGGACGGGCUCCAGCCGCGGCCGGGAGCUCCGGGGCAGAGUCACUCGGGAAGGCUCCUUGCUCUCUCCCGCCGCAAGAAAAAGGAGAAAAGUCCAGUCCACAUCCGACUGGGACGCACGAAGGCUCCUGGGAUACAGGAAAGCCCUGGAGGACACACACAGUCCCCGCCUCGCACGCGGUGACGCCUCCGAUUGCUCUCCCGGCGCUGCGACUGGGACGUGCGUCCCUCCCUGCGUGCCGUGGCAGGUCUGGUCAUCGCAAUGAGCCCACCGAUCGCCCGAGAAGCUCGAGCUCUGAGACAAGGAAGAGACACCCGUUAACCCCCAAGACGGCUGCGUUUCACAAACUUGAAGGAGACAAAAGCUUUUCCUCCCCGGAACCUGUGAAGAUGCCCCUCUCCCGGGGAGGUGACAGCUGAAGAGGACGCCUCCUCCCAGCCCCUGGGGACUUGCUCGUGGAUCCCAGCCCCUGGGGACUUGCUCGUGGAUCGCACUGUCCUCCGAGGAACCAUGGGGAAGCUGCUGCCCCUCUGCUGCUGGUACUCGUGGCUGCUGCUGUUCGACUGUGACUUUCAGGUGCGCGGAGCCCACUCCAGGUCGCAGGACCACCCAGGGUUUGAGGUCUUGGCUUCUGCUUCCCAUUACUGGCCGCUGGAGAACGUGGACGGGAUCCGUGAACUGCAGGACACGACCGGAGCGUUGCGAACCCACAACCUCACUGUGCUCCCUCCCCAUAACUCCACCUUUGUGCACACCAAUGACUCUGCCUACUCAAAUUUCUCUGCAACCGUAGAUAUCGUAGAGGGGCGGGUCAACAAAGGCAUCUACCUCAAGGAGGAGAAAGGGGUCACGCUGCUCUACUACGGCCGGUACCAGAGCUCCUGCAUCAGCAACCCGGCGCGCUGCGGCCCCGAAGGGGUCACCUUUUCUUUUUUCUGGAAGACGCAAGGAGAACAGUCCCGACCGGCCCCUUCUGCGUACGCUGGGCAGGUCAUUUCCGACGGGUUCAAAGUCUGCUCCAGCGGCGGCAAAGGCUCCGUGGAGCUGUACACGCGGGACAACUCCAAGACGUGGGAGGCCACCUUCAGCCCGCCUGGCCCCUACUGGACUCACGUCCUGUUUACCUGGAAGUCCAAGGAGGGCCUGAAAGUCUACGUCAACGGGACCCUGAGCACCUCUGAUCCGAGCGGGAAGGUGUCCCACGCCUACGGGGACCCCGACGUCAACCUGGUGAUAGGGUCCGAGCAGGACCAGACCAAGCGCUACGAGAACGGGGCGUUCGACGAGUUCAUCAUCUGGGAGCGGGCGCUGACCCCCGACGAGAUCGCCAUGUACUUCACAGCCGCCAUUGGAAAGCAUGUUUUGUCGCCGUCCACCCCGCCAAGCCUCGGUGUGACCCCCACAGCGAGCACCGCGGUGCCCACCGACGCCUACCACCCCAUCAUAACCAACCUGACAGAGGAGAGGAGAAACUUCCAGAGCCCCGGAAUUGUGCUGAGUUACCUUCAGAACGUGUCCCUCAGUUUACCCAACAAAUCCCUGUCGGAGGAAACGGCGCUGAAUCUCACCGAGACCUUCCUGAAGGCCGUGGGAGGGGUCCUGCUACUGCCCGCAUGGCCUGACGUGGCAGAGGACGGCAGAGUGGUGCUGGGCUUGGUCGACACCAUCGACACCGUCAUGGGCCACGUAUCUUCCAACCUGCAGGCCAGCGAGCCCCAGGCCACCAUCGAGGGCUCCUCCUCCGUGGCGGAGUUCGCUGUGGCCAAAGUCCUUCCCAGGGCCAUGAACUUCUCCCACUUCCGCUUCCCGGCCCGAGGGCAGAGCUACAUCGAGAUCCCCCAGGAGGCCUUCCGUGGCCAUGCCUGGGCCACCAUCGUGGGGCUUCUCUACCACACGGUGCACAGCUCCCUCAGCCGCAUCCCGCCCGCCAGCACCAGGAUUGCGGGGGCGGCGAGCUGCAGAGGCUGCUUCCUGUCUGCCGCCAGCGCCCUGAUCUCGCUGGAGGUCUCCCCACCGCCGACCCUCUCCCGGAACCUGUCGGGGUCUCCGCUCGUCACCGUCCAGCUCAGCCACACGCUGACUCGCAAGCAGCACAGCGAGGCCACCAACGGGAGCAACCGAGUCUUCCUGUACUGCACCUUCCUGGACUUCAGCUCCGGAGAGGGCGUGUGGUCGAACCAGGGCUGCGCGCGCGUCGGGGGGAACCUCACCUACUCCAGCUGCCGCUGCACGCACCUCACCAACUUCGCCAUCCUCAUGCAGGUGGUCCCGCUGGAGCUCACACGUGGACACCAGGUGGCACUGUCGUCCAUCAGCUACGUGGGCUGCUCCGUGUCCGUGCUCUGCCUGGCAGCCACGCUGGCCACCUUCGCCCUGCUGUCCUCUGUCAGCACCAUGAGGAACCAGCGCUAUCACAUCCAUGCCAACCUGUCCUGUGCCAUGCUGGUGGCCCAGGUCCUGCUGCUCGCCAGCUUCCGCCUCGAGCCAGGCACGACGCUCUGCCGGGCGAUGGCCGUGCUGCUGCACUACUUCCUCCUGAGCUCCUUCGCCUGGAUGCUGGUGGAAGGGCUGCACCUCUACAGCAUGGUGGUCAAGGUCUUCGGGUCGGAGGACAGCAAGCACCUCUACUACUAUGGGAUGGGAUGGGGCUUCCCUCUCCUGAUCUGUGUCAUCUCAAUGGCAUCUGCCAUGGACAGUUACGGGACAAGUGACAACUGCUGGCUGUCCCUGCGGAGUGGCGCCAUCUGGGCCUUCGUCGCCCCUGCCCUGUCGGUCAUCGUGGUCAACGUCGGCAUCCUCGUCGCUGUGACCAGGGUCAUCUCGCAGAUCAGCGCCGACAACUACAAGAUCCACGGGGACCCCAGUGCCUUCAAGCUGACGGCGAAGGCUGUGGCCGUGCUGCUGCCCAUCCUGGGGACCUCGUGGGUCUUCGGCGUCCUCGCCGUCAACGACCGGGCCCUGGUCUUCCAGUACGCGUUCGCCGUACUCAACUCCCUGCAGGGACUUUUCAUCUUCCUCUUUCAUUGUCUCCUGAACUCAGAGGUGAGAGCCGCCUUCAAGCACAAAACCAAGGUCUGGUCCCUCACGAGCAGCUCCACCCGCCACGCCAACGUGAAGCCCUUCCACUCGGACAUUAUGAACGGGACCCGGCCGGGCACGGCCUCCACCAAGCUCAGCCCGUGGGACAAGAGCAGCCAUUCCACCCACCGCGUGGACCUGUCUGCCGUGUGACCGGGGGCCGCUCCCCGCCAGGCCUGCCGCUCGGAGCAGCCCCUCCCGGGCAGGACAGACAGAUGCCCACCUUCCCCAUGGGACCCUCUCCUCACUGCCGUC